This is a messenger RNA of Rotaria sp. Silwood2, 120 nucleotides long. NCBI's taxonomy places the organism in Eukaryota, Metazoa, Rotifera, Eurotatoria, Philodinida, Philodinidae. The record is from the annotation of a GenBank genome assembly.
UGUUAUACGUUGUAUUGUUGGUCUUAUGGUGGAUAUAUGUCUGCUAUGGCAUUAGUUCGUACAAAUAAUAUUUUUAAAUUAGGUAUUGCAGGUGCAUCAGUUACACAUUGGGAUGGAUAA